Molecule: messenger RNA, 5532 nt
Organism: Tauraco erythrolophus (red-crested turaco)
Lineage: Eukaryota; Metazoa; Chordata; Aves; Musophagiformes; Musophagidae
Source: RefSeq, a predicted model, not a curated record
AUGGACUGGAAUGCAAGACCACUCCAGAAUGUUGAUGCAAAUAAGAACCUGCAAAGUGAAGCAUGUUACACUCAGUUGUUUUCUAAUGCACAUGCUUUUCCUCAGACAAAUGCCUAUUCCUCUAAUAACGCAUGCACUUAUGUUGGAAAUAACCAGAUGGCGUAUGUGCCAACUAACAAUGUUGCCUUCCCUCCUGUAAAUGGUGCAGGAUUCAAAACUGCAGAUCAGGCCUUACCAGGAGCAUCCAUAGCUGGUAGUGAUUUUUUUGUCUCGAAAUCGGUUGAUCGACGUUCAUCGUCCUUUGUGCCAUUAGCUCCAAAACCUCCCAAUCAGGCAUCACGUUUGCGGCCAGAGAUGACUCAGCCUUCUUGGCCAAACUCUAAUGCCUGCACUUACCCCUUUAGAAAGUUACCUCCCCCAUCUUCUCAAAUGAACACAGGAAGUAACUUGAGGAAUGUACUUCUGGAACCUCAGUAUGUCUCCACAAACGGUUACACUGUGCAGCCACAAAUACUGCAGCAUAAUUCUGUGAGAACUUCAGUGUUGUAUCAAAGUAACGUCCAUUCUCAGAAUAAUUCUGUGUCUCUUGGUAGAUCUGGGCAACAUGUCCAAAACCAAAUAUAUCAUCCCAACAUUCAGUUUGAAGUUUCACACUCGCUGAAUCAAAAUACUGCAGCAAAUGUACAGCAGGUACAAUAUCGACCAAGUCAGAUGGGAUCAGAAGCUCCUAGCGGAUGUUCUGCACUCUCUUUGUUGCCUGCUAACUGUGAUUCCAGAGCUGUAGCACAGUCUUCAAUAGGUGUACCACAGGAAAUUCAAAACGUGCCUAAUGGAUACACCUUUAGCCAACAUAAGCUCCCAACAGAUCCAAAAAAUGCUUCUGGUUUUAACAGUGUUCAACAACACUGUCAGAAACAGCAAUCUGGAGAAGUCAGUCAAUCUGUUAGGAAUGUCUGUAAUUCAAGUGGAACAGCAAAUCAGUCUUUUAGUGAAAUGUCUGUGCCAUCCCCUGGCAUUUCCAAAGAACUGUGUAACAUUCUGCAAGAACUGGAAACUCUGCUAUCUGCUUCAAAGCCACAGAGUGAUCCUGCUUCAGUUCAAGAAAGUCACACUAGUAGUUUAAUGAAUGAGCCUGUUAAUUCUCAAAUUUCUUCAGCAGCAGCAAAUGGAAGAACAAUUACAAAGGACAAACUAGCUUGGGAAGCUCAAAGGCUGCUCACUAUUAAAAAAAAGUAUGUCCUGCUUGAAAAGAUGUAUCGUUAUAGAAGAAAACUCUUAGCAGCUUCAGACUGUAACAAAAGUACUCCGCCACUUCCUUCAAGUUAUCAAGACACUCUUACUGAUUGUCUUCCACAGAUGCCCAUUCAAAAUGUACCACCUUCCCCAUCUGAAACAGCAAAGACAGAGAGUCUGAUGAUUAACUCUUCACCUGAAGAAAGACAAACCAAAAACGUAGCCAGUACUGAUAACAGAGGAUUAGAGGUGACUCAAAGUACCCCUCAGGUGGAGCAGAGAAGCCUUUCAUCAGGCUCUGCUCCUAUUCCCUCUGAGAGCAAACUCCCAGCUCAAUUAAAUAAUUAUGAGAGCACUCCCAUCUCAGAACAAAGGGAUGCAUAUGCCUUGGCCUCUUCUCAAAAAACUGUGACAUCCUUGAGCAAUGUUUCAUGUUUUAGUCUAGUGGAUAGCUCUAUCAAAACUGCAUCAAAGAAAGUGCCAGCUAACCCCAAGACCUCAUCAUUUCUUCAGUUUGUAUUGAGCAGCACAAAUGUAUUGAAAGAGAAGACAGCUGGUGCUACUGCUGAUAAAAUACUGACUGAUCUCCUGUGUAGUGAAAAACCACUGGUAGAUACAUCUGCCUCAGGUGGAAACUUAGUAAAAGACACUAAUGAGAAGAACGUAAAAAGUUUAAAAGGUGAGCAGACAUUUAUGGUUCACACAAACUCUCCUGUAUCAGAAACAAAUGAAUCUGGUGAAGCUAAAUUCCAGAGUGAUGUAGCUCAGAAAAAAACACCAUUUACUGAAAAUACAUCUUUUAAACAGACCAAUCAUAAAUACUCUGCAUGUCUGGGCUUGCGGGGAAAGCAUCAGUCAGAAUCUGUGAGUGUGCAAAAUAGCCAGCCAAAUGGAAGCCCCACAACAAAUCAGAUUUCACCUUACAACCAAACCACAAAAAUUGGAGAACAAAAUAAUGUUCUAGUUAGUACAGAUGAAGCAAUUUUGCCUGUAACAACUGUUUGUGUAGGACAAAAACUUGAUACAUUGAAUUGCAAUUUGAUAAAAAGUUUUGAACUCCAAGUUGCAGUUGUCUCUCCUUUAGUACUUUCUGAACAGAGAACACUGAGUGAGCAGGCAAGCCAAUGUCCAACAUCUGGAGGUAAAACCAAUCCCGUGAUUGACUCAGGAAGCACAUGUAGCUUGCAAGAAGAGGGGAAAAAUGGUUCAAGUGUGGUAAAUACUGAUAAAGGAAUGAUAGAAACUGUUCAAUUGUCACCCAGUGACUGUGUUCUGGUACAGAAAGUGGACUCACAUUUACAACAGACCAAAUUAGCAAAUUCUGGAAACAGAAUAGUAAAAAACAGUGUGAGUGCAAAUGAUUCAUAUGAUGGAAACCAAAAGAAAGAUAGUCAAUCUGCACAAGAUACCAGAGAAAAUUUGCAGGCUGGAUUACAAAACAAGCCUUCUCUUCCUGAAUUGGGCAUAAAUUCUUCUAGUCGAGUCUUUCAAGAAGGCGUAAGUGACCAUAAAGACAAGCAAGCUGUGUUAAAGACAGGAGAUACAUCCGCAUCUGUGUUGGAAGAACAGAUGUUUUGUAUUUCUAGUGUAUGUUCUCUUGUUGAAGGUGAUACGUUUUAUAAUCCACAGAUAGCAAAUAUCUUCAGGUCAGUCCCUGAGACAGAUACGUUAAAUGGUACCUCAUCAAAAGGAAAUGCAUCUGACCCAAAGCAAAAGGAGCAAUGGCUCAACUUGUAUAAAAAUGAGCUGAGCAAUAACACUCCCCAAAGAAAGAGCUUGCUGCGAAAGAUGUUUGAAGAAUCACCAAGCUGCAUGAGUAAAGUAGGUAAGAUUUUGGAUGGUAUCACAACUAGUCACUUGGAGAAAGAAAGCAGUGAUGAGCCUCUUGAAACAAUUUCUACCUCAGAACAAAAAAUGUCAUUCAACGCAUCUUUCAAGCAUCCUGAAAAUGACUUGGAAAUUCUUGCUGGUGUAAACCAGGAGUUAGCUCAAAAUUCACUAGAUUUCUCAGUCAGUGGAACUUCUGAAACCAAUGCAUUCACUCUUCCAAGAGAUAACAAUGAACAAAAUUACAUGCCCAGUAAAAGUAGCACAGAAAAAGAGAUGAACCUUUUUGGAGCAGAAAUUAAAUGUCUGAGCAAUCAGCUGUCUGAACUAGUGAAAGAGUUUCCGUUUGGCAUUGAAGGUGCUGAUAUGCUGACAAAAGAAGUGGUACAAAAUGAUUCUGUGGCUGAGUGGGUGGAGAAUCAACCUCAAAAAGAGGCUCAGAUUGGUGACAAGAAUUCUCAUUUGAAGGACCCAGUAGAUCAGAUAAAAAUUUCAGUGUUAAGCUCUGAUCAGAUGCGAGAACUGUUUCCUGACUCCAACUGGCAUUUCUUUAGUGACAGCAAGAAAGUAGAGAGUCAACAAUCAGGAAAGGCUUCAUCGGAGAACGAGACCCUUGAGGGCAGUAUUCAGCCUAGUCAGAGUCUGUGCGAGAAGGAAAAAACACCACAAAAAACCUCUAACCUCAGGAAAAAAAAAGAUUGUUCUUCAACGGGGCAGCUAUCUGUAGCGUGUAAAAUGCCACAGUGCCCCUUUAAAACUGGAGUGUCUGGUUCAGAAAAAAAUGAUCAUCAACUUUCAAAAGCUGAAAAUACCAGCUCUGCAGAGAGACAGGAAAACAACGGUAAAUCUGAUGCCGUAUUGAAGAACAGUUGUGCAGUGGGAAACUUGCCCAUUUCUGAAAAAAUCCCAAACAGUGUUAGCGAAAGUCAAAAAGAUAUUUGCAAAUACACCCCUGUAGUGAACAAACAGGAAAAAAACGGACCACUUAAUUCCUCUGAAAACCACGAUGUUUGUAAAUCUAAAAGGAGUGACCGGAAGGAAGAGCUGCAAAUCGACAGAGGAACCCCAUUGUUAUGCAAAGAAUUUCAUUCUGACAAAAAAGAACAUCAGACAGUCUCAGAAGAGUUGUCAGAGAAGGCUGACCAUGCAGAUGCAGACAACAGGACAAGGACAACGUUACCCAAAAAGAAAGAGAAGGUUUUCAAAACGAAAUCCCUUUCAAAAGGUAAAACCAAAAGAGGUUUGGCCAUGAAAUCCAAAACAGAUGUUCACAAAUUUACAAAGUCAGAAACUGUUGAAGUCAAGCAUGCUGAAGUCAAUCAAGGACAAAAAAUUAAAACCUGUGAAGAGAACUCAGCUGAAGAACAGAACUGUAGGAAACAAAAAGAGAUACUUGGGCAAGAGAUAGAAAUUAACAUCAAAGAAAAAGCUAAAUUAUCAGUUGAAAUAAAACAUAAAAAGCUAAAUAGUUAUCGUGCUGAUGCAGUAAAGCUCCCAGAUUUCAGCACUGUAGACUUAAAAAACCACAAAUAUUCUCAGCAUAAAUCUACGAAAGUUCAUCCUUCACAGGAGCAGUUGUACAAACGGAAGAGGAAGGAAAAUAUGAUUGGGAGGAGAGACCCUAAGAAAGCAAAAGUGGAAGAGGAAGGACUGAAACAAUCUGAAGCAAAGAAGUCCAAGCAGCUUUCACGUAAUUGCAUGAUAAAUACUGACAAAGCUAAAAAACUGAAUGGCGAAAAUGGCUGGAAACCGAAGAGUUCAUUAGCAGAUCGCUCUGUCCUUAAACUCCAGAGAAAAAGGGCUCGAUCUUCUACCAUCUCCAAAAACUACUUUUCUAACAAGGAGAGACGUCUGGAUGGUCAAAGCAAAGACAAGUGCUCUGAGAAAAUGUUUCCUGAUAAAAACCUGCUGUACUUAAAUAGAAGAAAUAACAGAUUAAAAUUGCACCUUCAAAAGGAACCAAAAAAGCAGUACCUGAACAGAGUUGCAUUUAAACGUACGACACAGGAACGCAUAUAUCUGACAAAAUUAGAGACAUCGCCUGUCAGACCUGUCCACCAUAUAAAGCCCAAAGCAUCACAAAACGGCCCAGAUGCAAAAAGAGACGCUUCUCUCUCAGAAGUUGAGAAAUCAAGCAAACUGGAAGUACUUGAAUUUAAGCUGUGUCCAGAGAUACUGUUCAAAGAUCCAACCACUGAUGAAGAAAGCUUAGCUGCAAAGAAUGCCAUGGAAAGAGAGAAAGCCGUUGUGACAGGUGUCAAGAGUAAAAAAGAAGACUGGUUAAAAUGUGAUACAGUGAAGCAAAAAAAGCUGGAAGAGACCUCUACAGCCGAGGACAGUAUUCCACUUGAUACAGCUAUACAGAUCCUGGAUGGAGGUGGCGAGGCUCUUCACAUUCCAGUCAAAGACUCAAAAGAGAUGUUUCAUACAUACAGGAAAAUGUAUCUCGAAAAAAAGAUGCGAAAGCCUUGA